AACGUAAAACAAAACCUACUACUGAAUUAGACGAUACAAAUACCAUAAAAUAUUUACCCCCCGCAAACUGUAAAGGACUUUUAGAGAAAUUGCUGUUAAAAUUACUUCCAUUCGCUACUGAUGAUGAACGCAAAAAUACUGAGACACAACUUCGUGCAGAAUUAGAAGCAUUAGAAGCUCAAUUUAAUCAGAAUAAUGAUAACACGGGGAAGGUUACUAUUAUUACAGAGGAGGAGGAAUGCGAUUCAUUAAGUGCUGAAUUAUGGGGCUCAUUUACAACACCCAUUUCACAAGCUGUUACUGAAGAUGAACUAACACGGUAUUUGAAAGAACAAGUUGCACUUAAGA
Molecule: messenger RNA, 348 nt
Organism: Dentiscutata erythropus
Lineage: Eukaryota; Fungi; Glomeromycota; Glomeromycetes; Diversisporales; Gigasporaceae
Source: the annotation of a GenBank genome assembly